UAGCUUUCCAAUUGAUUUCUUCAGUUAAUAAUUUAUAUUUUAAUAUUAUUCUGCCAUAUUUACAUUGCUUUCAGGGUUGUAUUCGACAGACUAUUAAAUGGAAAUUGCAAUGACAUAUCAACUUGACAUAAACAGAGAUGUAACAUAUGGAAACCUGCAUGUAUUAGGCCAGGUUUUGUAUCAUGACUGAUGAAACAUUCCCAUAAUCGUUUGUUCGUUUUGAAAAUGUAAAUUAAUUGGAAUAUACAGCUCCAUUGUGAGUCAGAAAUUCAAAUUUGAAACAAUGAGAUCAAGAAUGUCUCUGCAAUAUCAGUGCUUUUGAGGUUGUGUUUGUUUCGGGAAUUCAAAAUAUAAUGUUAUGAACUCAGGCCAGCAAUCACAGCGAUUCUCAGUAGGAGGUGAUGGGCGGAAGCGGCCUCUGAGUCCAUCUCAGACUGAACCUGGUGUUGUUCUGAGACGGCGAGGAGAGGAAACUGGCCUCGAGGCCUUUUUGCGUGCGCGCUCCAAAAAUACACAGCCUCAGGAAGGGUCCUGGAGGAAUUCUCAGUGUGUCACUAAUUCUCAUACUUCUGGUAAUGAAGUUUACAAGCGAACGUUGUUUACAGAGGUAGCUUAUCAAGGUCGGACUGAAAAACAUAUUGCAGAUAAAGAGAAUUUUCAUAAUCAUAAUGGUACAAACAAAAGCGGCAAUUCCGAUUCAAGCUUGACAUUCGAACAGACAAUGCAUGAUGUUCACGCCUCUGUUCAUCAUCAAAAAAAUUCAGGGAGUGAGGACUAUUAUGAUUAUGCGUGUGCUGCAAGACAAUCAUCUAACCUUGGACAUCAAACACCCCUUAAUUGCAUGCUACGAAAAGGAUUUGAAAAUGAAACCAGAAACAUUAUGGACCAUAACAUGUCGCGGUCAGAAGUGCUGACUAGCGAAGGAGUCCCUGAAAAGCCGAAAAGAAGGACAAGUAAACACAGCAGGAUUCCCUCUCUGGUGCAUGCUAAUGUGUUUUCUUCAAGUCAUAGGUUGCCGUUGUCGGAAGUUGAUUUAAACCGGACAUCAACACAUCAAAUGCAGGGUUGUUCAAGCAAUGCAUCUCAUUCAACUAUUGAAGAUCCAGUUUGUAUUCAAAGACGCCGUGGUCCAAGUGUUGCUACUACAAUUAAGAACAGACAAAGCCACAAUGUACAUGAGCAGACAGACGGAAAUCCUGUUAAAAAUUUGAAUAAAGAAUUCGAGGAUGCUGCUGACAGCACUUUCUCUGACGGUGAAGAUUUCGAGCAAGAUGAAGAGGAUGACCAUACUCCUAACCUCAACAUGUGGAAUCAGUAUAUGGAUCUUGGUCCUCCCAAUGUUACAUGUUCAAAGUGUGGUUCUCUUAUGUGGAAUGUGGAGAGAAAUAACAAGUCUAGCAAGGGUAGUCAACCAACAUUUUCGCUGUGCUGUCGGAAUGGACAAGUAGUCCUCCCUAAGGAGAAAAAGGCUCCCGAGCCUCUUCAGUCAUUGUUGGCGUCUGAUCGGAGGUCCAAGAAUUUCAAAAAAAAUAUCAGAGUUUAUAAUGCCAUGUUUGCAAUGUCCUCCAGUGGGGGUAGGGUUGACCACAAAAUCAAUCGCGGUGGUGCUCCUUAUUGUUUCAAAAUUAGAGGCAUGAACCUUCACUUUAUGGGAAGCCUACUACCGUUGGAGGGAGAAGCGCCGAAAUUCUGUCAGUUGUACAUCUACGACACUGAAAAUGAGUUAAAUAACAGGCUUAAUGCCUUUGGUGAUAAUGUCAGUGAAGAUAUUGAUGAAAGUAUUGUUGAGGAAUUACAGGGAAUGCUUCAUACACAUAAUAACUUGGUAAGACAAUUCCACACAGCUAGGGAACGUUUCAAGUCUGGCGAGCAAGAUGAGUUCAGGUUGGUUUUGGUUUCUUCCCAAGCAGCAAAUGGAAGGCCAAACAAUGUUGGUCCCUCCAAUGAAGUUGGUGGUUUAGUUGUUAAUCAAAACGAGGACACAUCUGGCUUCAGGGACACAGUUGUGGAGACGCGACAUAAGGAGUUGAAGAGAGUUUGGGAAACAGAUGUCUAUUUUAUGCAGCUUCAGUAUCCUUUGUUAUUUCCUUUGGGAGAAGACGGAUUCCAUACGAAAAUCAAAUUGGUGAAAAAUAAGCAGACUCAAAGGCCAGUUAGCGAAAACAGUGGAGAGUUUGGGGAUAUAGAUGGUGGAAAAAAGCAGCGUGACCACGUAUCAAUGAUGGAGUAUUACUCCUACAAACUCAUGAUACGCCCGAGUGAAGGACUGACGCCUCAUAUGGGUGGCAGAUUGUGGCAGCAGUACGUUGUUGAUGCCUUCACCGCAAUUGAGCAGUAUAGACUUGACUGGAUAAGCGGGAAUCAAACAACCAUUCGUUCUGAUCUUUACACUUCUGUGCGUGAUGCGGUCAGGAAAGGUGACAAUGACCCGAGUCAGGUUGGUAAGUGUGUUAUACUACCGGCUUCAUUUACAGGAUCACAGCGAUAUAUGUCACAAUACUUCAAAGAUGCACUGGCUUUGUGUCGCACAAUUGGACAUCCUUCACUAUUUCUCACGAUGACCUGUAAUACCAAAUGGCCUGAGAUAACUGAAAUGAUGAAGCACGUGCCUGGUGUAAAGGCUUCUGAUGCUCCUGAUGUCAUUGCGCGAGUCUUCAAAAUGAAACUUGAUCAGCUAAUAGAUCUUAUAAAGAAGAAGAAUUAUUUCGGCCGCUGUAUAGGCUUCAUGCACGUCAUUGAGUUCCAGAAACGUGGUCUUCCACAUGCACAUAUGUUGGUAUGGUUACACCCAAACGACAAGCCAAAGAGUCCUUCACAAAUUGAUAAAUUGGUUUCGGCCGAGAUUCCUGAUAAAGACGCUGACCCGGAGUGUUACGAGGCUGUUAAGAAUUAUAUGAUUCAUGGCCCGUGUGGAAAGGAUUUCUCUUAUUCGUCAUGUAUGGCCAACGGGAAAUGUACACGUCAUUUCCCAAAGAGGUACAAUAGCAAUACUUAUUUUGACGAUUGCGGUUUUCCCAUUUAUAAACGAAGGAAAACCGGGAACAAGGUCAGGCGCAAAGGACAUGACCUCGAUAAUCGGUUUGUGGUCCCAUACAAUCGAGAUCUUCUGUUGCGAUUCCAAUGCCACAUCAAUAUCGAAAUUUGUAAUAAUUCACGGUCGUUGAAGUAUUUAUUCAAGUAUUGUUUAAAAGGCCAUGAUACAGCAACAAUGAUGCUCAGGAAAAAGAGAGGAGCCUCUGGUGCGCGUAGUGAAAAUAAUAAAACUCGGGAGACAAAUGAGGUUAAGAAUUAUCUAGAUGGUCGAUAUAUUUGUGCUUCGGAAGCGGCUUGGAGGAUUUUUGGCUUUGAUAUUCACUCUCGGUGGCCAGCUGUUGACCGGCUUCCAAUCCAUCUUCCCAACAAUAAAUAUGUGAGCUUCAAAUCUGGAGAGAGCCUCCAGGGAGUUUGUGAUAGGGCGGAUUCCAGAAAUUCUAAGCUUGAGGCUUGGUUUGUGGCCAAUAAAGUGUAUCCCGAAGCCCGUAAUUACACCUACGGGGAAUUUCCAAGUCAUUUCACAUGGCUGCCACGUGAAUCUAGGUGGAAGCCGCGCCAAAGGGGGGAAGUGGUUGGCAGAGUUUCAGAAGUCCACGCCACCGCGGGUGAUUUAUUGUUCCUCCGCAUGCUUCUAAUGAGAAGGAAGGGAGUUAUGUCAUUCGAAGACAUAAGAACCAUCGAUGGUGUUCUUUAUCCCACCUUUAAAGAGGCCUGUGGUGCUCUUGGUUUGCUGCAGAGUGAUAAGCAAUGGCAUGAUGCGAUGGAAGAGAAUGCACAUUCAUCUUUAGCUCAUCAAUUGCGUGAAAUGUUUGUCAAUAUUUUAUGCUACUGCUCUGUUUCAGAUCCCGGAAAUCUCUGGCAGUUACACUGGCAGUCUAUGGCAGAUGAUAUUGAGCACAGGAGGCGGAAGGAUACCGACGACAAUUCUCUGCAGCUUUCUGAGACUGAUAUACAGAAUUAUACUCUUGCUGAAAUUGAGAAGCUUUUGAACGACGUUGGAAAGAGCUUGAAGGAUUUUCCGACGAUUCCUUUUCCUGAUGAAAAAUAUUUUCACUCUGAUGUUAAUCGACUUAUUGCUGAGGAAACCAGUUAUGAUCCCAGGGAAAUGUCUGUGCUGCAUGACCGUAAUCUUGCAAAACUGAAUGCAGACCAGAGAAAGAUUUAUGAUUCUGUAGUUGAAAAGGCUGAAAAUAACAGAGGUGGCGCCUUUUUUGUCUACGGCAGUGGAGGUUGUGGGAAGACGUUUUUAUGGCAAACAAUUUGUGCAAAAUUAAGGUCUCAACGUAAAAUAGUACUCCCCGUGGCUUCGUCUGGCAUUGCUGCUGUGCUUCUUCCCAGAGGGAGGACUGCACAUUCGAGGUUCCACAUUCCACUUAAACUUGAUAACUGUUCCACUGCAGGGAUUAAUCAUGGUUCAGAUCUUGCCGAAUUAAUACGUCAGACAAGCCUUAUAAUUUGGGAUGAGGCUCCAAUGCAGCAUCGUCAUGCUUUUGAAUGUGUUGAUAGAUCUUUGCGCGACAUAAUGUCUUCGGUUGAUUCACAGAAAGCUAGGAAACCUUUUGGAGGUAUUACUAUUGUAUUUGGUGGUGACUAUCGACAGAUUUUACCCGUGAUUCGCAAGGCCACGAGGGCCCAGGUUGUUGGAGCUGCUUUCAAUCGCUCUAAAUUGUGGCACAGUUGUGAAGUUUUUCUACUUCGCCAAAACAUGCGUUUACGUGAUGGCAAUACUCCUGAAGAAAACAAAAUAAUCAAAGAGUUUAGUGAGUGGCAGCUUGCUGUUGGAGAUGGUAGACUGCCUAACAUCGUGUCUGUUGAAGCUAAUUUUGAGACAAAGGUCAUGAUACCUGAGCAAUUUGUUGUCCGUAAUCAAGGCAAGCAUCCAAUUGAAGCUUUGUUUGAUAUUGUGUAUAAGGAUUUCGAAAGCAGUAAGAAUUCAAAGUCAUAUCUGAGUUCAAGAGCCAUUCUAACCCCGACCAAUGUUUUCGUUGAUGAUAUUAACAGUAGAUUCCUUGAAAAAAUUCCGGGUACAUGUCACACUUAUCUCAGCCAGGAUUCGAUGGAAGAUUCCGUUUCCAAGGAUAGCGAUUUUGAUGCAUCUUUUCCUAUAGAAUAUCUAAAUUCGCUUGAUAUGCCAUGCCUUCCGAAGCAUGAACUGAAAGUCAAGGUUGGAGCUGUGGUCAUGCUGAUGCGCAACUUGAAUCAAAUUUUAGGCUUGUGCAAUGGAACUAGGAUGUUGGUUACAGACUGUAAGAAAAAUAGUAUUGAGUGUGAGAUUCUAUGCGGUUCACAAAUUGGCACCAAGCACCUCAUUCCAAGAAUUGAUAUGGUUCCAAGUGACACUAAUCUUCCGUUUGAUUUCACAAGGACUCAGUUCCCACUCCAGGUAUGCUAUGCCAUGACGAUUAAUAAGAGUCAAGGUCAAUCACUUGAUAUGGUAGGGCUGUACUUGCCGAGGUCUGUGUUUUCACAUGGUCAGUUGUACGUGGCAAUCUCGCGUGUCACAUCUCCGAGGGGACUUCACAUAUUGAUUGAUGAUGACAACGGAGCCAGCACUAAUGUGACAGCGAAUGUUGUCUUCGAGGAGGUUUUUUACAAUCUGCCAAGCUUAAAUGAUUGAUAAAGUGAAUUCCAACACUGUUCUAUCUUGAUCUCCUAUAUGUAUUUCAGAAAAUUAUCAAAGUGAUGAUUUCUAGAGGUCCAGAGUAGUUAAUGAAGUAGGAACUGCAAUUUCAUAUCUACUGUAAAUUGACACACUCUUAUUCGACAGUCAUUUAACAAAGUUCUAAUCAGCAUUGUAAUGAUGGCAAGUAAUGUACCUCUUUCGGUUGAUACAGAGUUGGGAGUUCACAACUUAGUAAAAUAGGGCCUUUUUUUUGAUUUAUUGUACGUAUCUUUAGAAAUAAUUACUAAUUAUGAACGACGAGCAUAUGAUCAGAACUGGAACUUCACCAUUUUAGGCAAUGCAAUUGACAUUUACUAAGAGUCAUCACAGUGAUAUAAUACACACAUUUUAACACAGAACGAUACUAUAAAUAAAGUAAACCCUGCCUUGAUAAGACACACAGAUUGCUGUUUUCGCUAGACAUUAAGGAGGAAAUCGGUGAGCAUAGCACUUAGAUUUUCAUGCUCUGCACCUACUUCGUUUGCAGCAUCCUUCAGAUCCUUUAAUUUUUUGGUCCAUUCUUCUACAAAAGUCUCGAAUGCUGCACACAUCUCGGUUGUUUGAUCCUUUAACAAUCUUGCGUGUCCAUUCACGGAUGCUCUUGAAUCUUCCACGAACCUACCAACAUCUCCUUUGUAUUCUUCUGGCAGAGCAAAAGUUUUAUCUGUCGACGAACUACCGCCAUCCGCUCGCAAUCCGUCUUUGAGUAUAGAAUGUAAUUCUCUAAGUAUAACAGAUAUAAGUUAGACAAAGUUUGUAAAAAAUAUACCCGCGCUAAGAAAGUUAGUUACCCAGAUUUCUCUGCAAUGCCGAGCAUACGAGAGUAUAGUUCCGACUGCCUAUCUUCCAUGCUUUUGUACAUCAAACCAAAAUCUUCAUUUGCUGCUAUAACAUCAGUGUCCAGAUCAGAGGAACUUAAAUUCAGAGAUUGCACUUUGCUGACAAGCACGUCCUGCAACUCCAAGUAACGCUUUCGCUUAGCACGCCUUGACGACAUUGACGUUGAAUCUUGAACGCAAAAUGAUCACAAAUAUUUUCUAAUAUUAUAUGGAUAUAAGAACUGCUUUAUUUAUAGAGUGGAAUUUGUUUAUAGCGUCAUCACUACAAUCUGGAAAGACGUGUCAAUAAAACUGAUUAGCAGUUUUAAAACUGAAUCUAUUUUGAUAGAAGGACAUGUCUAUAAUGGUCGUUACCUGCCUUUAUAACAUUUUUUAAAGGCAGUUGACAUGAAUCAAUUUUUAAAACUGAAUAUAAAAGUCUUACCUGCCUUUAUUUUUAAAAUUAUUUUUACCAUACUUUAUGUACCCAAGUAUUUUUUUUUUCGCAGCAAUUGUUUGUUAAAAAUAGUAUGGACGUUAGGAAAUCCGUAUAAAAAAUUAAUAAUGUGUCAAUUUCAAUGUAUGUUAGUGUUUAAAAAAUAUAAGAUUCCCCGUUACAAUAUAUUUAG
Daucus carota subsp. sativus is the source of this 7142-nucleotide messenger RNA. RefSeq lists its product as uncharacterized. The record is from RefSeq and is a predicted model, not a curated record. The transcript is spliced from 13 exons. NCBI's taxonomy places the organism in Eukaryota, Viridiplantae, Streptophyta, Magnoliopsida, Apiales, Apiaceae. Gene Ontology annotation, biological process: DNA repair; telomere maintenance. The coding region runs from base 359 to 5650 and encodes 1763 amino acids. Gene Ontology annotation, molecular function: DNA helicase activity.